Molecule: messenger RNA, 2098 nt
Organism: Syngnathus typhle (broad-nosed pipefish)
Lineage: Eukaryota; Metazoa; Chordata; Actinopteri; Syngnathiformes; Syngnathidae
Gene: agpat4
Product: 1-acylglycerol-3-phosphate O-acyltransferase 4 (lysophosphatidic acid acyltransferase, delta)
Exons: 9
Coding region: 229-1455 (408 amino acids)
Cellular component (GO): mitochondrial outer membrane; endomembrane system
Molecular function (GO): 1-acylglycerol-3-phosphate O-acyltransferase activity
Source: RefSeq, a predicted model, not a curated record
GUCGUGAGCCUUCGGCUGUGCGGACGAUCCUUGGAGGCGGUCGCUGACUCUGCUUGGACGAUCGAAGGCACGCCACCCACCCAGUGGUUUCUAUACAAAGAGAUGGGUGUGGUAGAAAGAGCAACUGUGCGCUGUCACCGACGAACUGUUGUGUCGCCCACGUCAAACGGACCUGAAACAAGAGCAGGCAGAACAAGAUCGUCAGGUGCAAUAUAAUACACAACGUUGAUGUCCCAACCUUGCCUUAGCUUGGAGAAAUUAGGAGCAGUCUUCUGGUGCACGGUGCAAGGUACAGUUUACUUGGCUUACUGUUGUGGAGCAAUGAGCCUGGUCCAGCUGCUGAAAAGCCACUUCUUGAGUAGUCUGAUCAUCUGUUAUGUGUUCCUGGUCAGCGGCCUCAUCAUCAACCUGCUUCAGCUAUGCACUCUUCCUCUGUGGCUGUUCAACAAGCAGCUGGCACGGAAGGUCAACUGCAGAUUUGCCUACUCCAUCUAUAGCCAGAUGGUUGCCACAUUAGAGUGGUGGUCUGGAACAGAAUGCAGCCUGUAUACGGAUCCAAAAUCGUACCCAUUGUAUGGAAAGGAAAAUGCAAUUGUGGUUCUCAACCACAGUUUUGAGAUAGACUUCCUGUGUGGUUGGACCUUCUGUGAGAGAUUCGGAGUCCUCGGGAGUUCCAAAGUUCUUGCCAAAAAGGAGUUGGCCUACGUCCCGGUCAUCGGUUGGAUGUGGUACUUCCUGGAGAUCGUUUUCUGCAAGAGGAAGUGGGAAGAGGACAGAACGACAGUGACUCAAAGCCUUCGGAACCUUAGGGACUAUCCUGAAAACUAUUGGUUUUUGCUUUACUGUGAAGGAACUCGCUUCACAGCAAAGAAGCACCAGAUCAGCAUGCAGGUGGCCGAGACUAAAGGUCUGCCCAAACUGAAGUAUCAUCUUCUACCAAGAACCAAAGGCUUCUGGGUCACUGUUCAAAACCUCAGAGGAACUGUCGCAGCAGUCUACGACUCCACGCUCAACUUCAGAAACAAUGAAAUGCCAACCCUGCUGGGAAUCCUUCACGGAAAGAAAUACCACGCAGAUUUAUAUGUGAGGAGAAUUCCGCUGGACCUGAUCCCAGAAGAUGAAUCUGAGUGCGCUAAUUGGCUUCACAAACUCUACCAGGAGAAGGACGGUUUUCAAGAGGGCUACGAGCGGACGGGGCGGUACCCCGGCCCCAUGGUGAACCCACCGCGGCGGCCCUGGUCACUGAUCAACUGGUUGUUCUGGUCCUGCCUUCUCCUGUACCCACUGGGCCUACUCCUCGCACAGCUCAUCCUUUCAAGAUCAGUGGUGACCAUUUUGUCUGCGGUGGUCCUCUGCACUGCAGCUUCAGUGGCUGUUCGUUGGAUGAUUGGCCAGACUGAGAUUAACAAAGCUUCAAAGUAUGGGAGCAAGAUGACUCAUCAAAACAACAACUGAGUUGGAGAUGCGUCAUAGCACAGCUACUGCAAAAUGAACAUUAAUGUUCCUAGCUUUGACAGCACUGUCGAUUCCUGCCGCAACAAGUGGAAAUCUGCCCUGAACCACAAUGCAGCCAGUGUACUACCGACAAUGAACAGUGACUGGUGGCAUGGCAUUCAACUCGCUUAGAAAACUGUAGUCAUUUUUCGGGUGGACAUACAUUGAAACAUUAAAUCAAGAUUAAACUCAGAAUACUUCCGUUUGAAUGGUCACGUAAAAGAAGUUCCAAAAUCAUAUAUACUGCUACUGUGGAUUUUUACGAGAAUUAUAUUGUCAAAAUGUGUUAUUUGUGACAAUCAUCCAGGAACAAGCACACUUCCUCUAUGAAACCUAAUUUAAAAUACAUUUGUAUUUAAUUACUGCCUGGUACAUUUCCUGUGUUGUAGCCAGUGAGCUCCUCUUGGUUUUCAGCAAAGUUCAUGUACCAUUCAUAUGAGCAAAGGUUAAUGGAAUGGGGAUGGUCACAAAAUUGUCACUGUUAUAACUGAGAAAAUGCUCUAUGUGUGGUUUUACAAUAAAACUGCCUAACCUUGUAAAUUUGUUGUGUCUGUAGUUUUGAAAGACUUCUCAUAUAUAAAAAUAAUAAAGGAUAUCAACAUAA